CUUCAGGUUAUGAAUUGUGAAGUACGAGUAAGGUGUUGUUUACGUGCGCUACAUUUAUUAUCGAUGCUCUGAUUGUGCGAACGAUUGCAAAUUCUGUUUCGCAGAAUCCUCUUCAGCAAUCUUCGAGCAUAAAUGGCUUCCAACGAUGGUAUUCCUCCACCUGCAGCUGUAACAGGAUUUCCACCGGCGACUCCGAACAUCGCAUCCAGCUUCGUGCCACCCAUCAUGCCUGCAGCACCCUUCAUUCCACCUCCCAGUCUACCACCAGGUCCUCCGGGUAUAAUGCCACCUCAGUUUUCUAUUCCUCCUCCAGGAUUUACCUUCCCCAUCACGGCAGCGCCUUCUCCAGAGACUGGAGUCAUAGCUGCAUCGCCACAGAUAACAGCACCAGGAAUUCCUCCUCCCUCGCCUGUCCCCAACGACGUAGCCACUUCGACGUCCACGUCGGAGAAGAAGAGCGACUGGAGCGAGCACAAGGCACCGGAUGGCAGAACGUAUUACUAUAAUAGCAUUACAAAACAAUCGUUGUGGGAGAAACCAGAUGAGUUGAAAACCCCCAGCGAGUUGUUGCUAUCACAGUGUCCUUGGAAGGAAUACAAAUCGGAGAACGGCAAGAUAUACUAUCACAAUGUAACUACCAAAGAGUCCAGGUGGACGAUACCACUGGAACUGGAAGAGCUGAAAACUCGAAUCUUGGCUGAGGAGGCUGCAGCAGCUGCCGCAGCUGCUGUGGCAAAUACUACAAAUUCUAAUAUGGUUCCUGUAGCGAUGCAGCACUUGUCACCGAAUAUCACGACUAUAUCGCAGACCAGCACACCAGAACCAGGUGGAAAAUCUGCCAUCGAGCUAGCGAUGGCCGCGACUCUUGCGGCGAUUAAUAUCCCGACACCGCCGACAAAACCGGACGAGGAUAGCAAUUCCGCGAUGGGUUCGGCCAACGACAGUCGUACUAGCACACCCGAGCCGAAGAUGCAAUUCAAGGAUAAAAAGGAAGCGAUCGAAGCGUUUAAGGAACUGUUGAGGGAGAGGGACGUUCCGUCGAAUGCGACGUGGGAACAGGCGGUUAAAUUAAUUCAGAACGAUCCUAGGUAUCCACAGAUGAAGAAGCUGAACGAACGUAAACAGGUCUUCAAUUCGUACAAGACGCAAAAGCUGAAGGAGGAGCGCGAGCAAGAGAGACUCAGAUUGAAAAAGGCGAAGGAGGAUCUGGAGCAAUUCUUAUUGGAAAGCGAUAGAAUGCUGAGUACAACCAAGUAUUACAAGUGCGAAGAGCUGUUUGGAAACCUGGAACUCUGGAGGGCAGUCGGGGAUUCGGAUCGCAGAGACAUUUACGAGGAUGUCAUCUUCAAUCUGGCUAAACGCGAGAAAGAGGAGGCGAAACAAUUGAAGAAAAGGAAUACCAAAAGAUUGGCCCAAGUCCUAGAUACCAUGACCGAGGUGACGUACAGGACCACGUGGCAAGAAGCUCAAGCCUUGUUGCUGCAGCACCCUGCAUUUGCCGAAGAUGCAGACCUAUUGGAGAUGGAUAAAGAGGAUGCCUUGAUUGUGUUCGAAAAUCAUAUUCGCCAGUUGGAGAAGGACGAGGAAGAAGAGAAGGAGUGCGAGAAAAAACGCAGAAAACGGCAGGAGAGGAAGAACAGAGAUGGUUUCAUAUAUCUACUCGAUGAACUUCACGAGCAAGGCAAACUCACAUCAAUGUCGUUAUGGGUGGAGUUGUAUCCUAUGUUGUCUGCUGAUCUCCGAUUUUCUGCUAUGCUCGGCCAGUCGGGUUCGACCCCUCUAGACCUCUUCAAAUUCUACGUUGAGGACUUGAAGUCUCGAUUCCACGACGAGAAAAAGAUUAUUCGCGAGAUACUGAAGGACAAGAAUUUCGAGGUGCAAGUCAACACGACUUUCGAGGAGUUUGCCACGGUCGUGUGCGAGGACCGGAAGUCGGCGACUCUGGACGCGGGUAACGUCAAACUGACGUACAAUCUGUUGCUGGAAAAGGCGGAGGCGCGCGAGAAGGAGCGCGUCAAGGAGGAAACGCGCAAGUUCAAGAAACUGGAGACCGGUUUCAAGAAUUUGCUGAAGACGCUGAAUGUCGAUUAUCAGAUGACGUGGGAGGACGUGAGGGCAAAAAUCGAGGAAGAGCAGGAUUUCAAGGCCAUCACUUUGGAGAGCGAGAGAAUACGCAUAUUCAAGGAGUAUCAGCACGAACUGGAGGAGAGCUGCAGUCAUCAUCAUAUUAGAAGCAAGAAGAAAAAGGCAAAGAAAUUGAAACGCAAAUCGCGAUCGCGAUCACACAGUGAAUCGGAAGGUAGUGACAAAGGUUUGAAGAGAAAACGACAACAUAAGUCACGUUCACCUAGCAUUCCAAGUAAGUCCGACAGUUCCGAAUCCGAAACAAGGAAAUCUAAGAGAAAGAAGAACAAACGGAAAAGGGGCCGCAGUCAUUCUCGCUCGCACUCGAGGGUUGCAUCUUCCGAGGAGGCUUCUCCGGAUAGAAAACGGAAAGAGGAGAAGCACCGGAGACCCUCGGUUCACAGCGAGGGAUCUGUCACGGAAAAUAACGAGCAUCAUGAACUUUCCGAAGACGAGUUGGAGAAACAACGGGCGCAACUUUUGCGCGAGCUUCAAAUGCAACAAUAGGAGAACUGAAAACUAUGUCAAGUCCUUGUGUUGUGCGACUCGAGAAAGCGAGAUAAUGCUCUUUCUAAAUUGCUUUUUUUUUCUCGUUAACUAAUGAUGUAUAACUGUCUUUUCCGACUGUAUCGUUGAAAAAAAUCAUGUUCCUUACUACUUUAUUCAAAAAAUGACAAUAUAUUUAUAGAAUUCAACGAAUUUGAAAGAACGAGUCGAGUCACGUUUGCUUUUAAGAAAGCUCAUAAAUCUGAAAUACGUAUCUACACAUAUUUAACGAGGACGUUUGCAUAAAAAUAGAUUAUAUGACAUAACGUAUUCCAAUCUUCCACCAGGCAAGUGAUCUUUUCUAAAGAUGAAUGUGACUUGUCUCAUCUUUUAUUCUUUAGCGAUUUAACGAUCACAUUGUAUUCUUUUCACAACAAGUGCAAAAUAUGAUGGCUAAAUCAACUUUU
Messenger RNA from Nylanderia fulva, 3077 nucleotides. It is a transcript of the gene Prp40, whose product is annotated as pre-mRNA processing factor 40. Gene Ontology annotation, biological process: mRNA cis splicing, via spliceosome. The record is from RefSeq and is a predicted model, not a curated record. Gene Ontology annotation, cellular component: U1 snRNP; U2-type prespliceosome. Lineage: Eukaryota; Metazoa; Arthropoda; Insecta; Hymenoptera; Formicidae. Gene Ontology annotation, molecular function: protein binding; RNA binding.